Messenger RNA from Onthophagus taurus, 9239 nucleotides. The record is from RefSeq and is a predicted model, not a curated record. NCBI's taxonomy places the organism in Eukaryota, Metazoa, Arthropoda, Insecta, Coleoptera, Scarabaeidae.
UCAGUGCGCAUGUAAAGUAUCAGACGGACCUCAGGUGAAUGUAAACCAUUUUUAUUUACGUGUUUUAUUUCGCGUGACCGUUCGUCAAUAAUCACCAAAAAAAAUCGUAGUCAGAGUGCCCAUUAAUGUACCAACUUCGAAAUGGAAUAAGCAGUGAACUCAAAACCGUAAAUGUAAUCGUAUAAGAAAAUUUAGGAUCGCGAUUCAGUCGCGAAGUAUUUUAAUAGUAGUUUUUCAUAGUCGUCGUUGUUCCGUUUUUCAAUCUCGCUCUGUUGAAAGAAAAUUCUUUGUUGCGAACCAGUUUUUUUUUAAUACACGGGCGAGUUUCCGCGCCCUCGUCGCGCGGGGUCAUUUCCGUAUUGGUUUUUAUAAAGGAAGAAAAAUAAAAGAAAUCGGUCAUCGUAUUACGAUUAAGGUAUUCUUUUUGUGUUCGAAUGACAUUCGCGCUGUUGUUGAACGGUGAAGAUCGAUUGUCAAUUCGAUUUGUUAAAAAUGUCAACGAAAUAAGGUUAGGAACGCGGACGUCGCGCGUUUCUCGUGCAUUUUGAGACUGCCCCCGAGCUCCAUUUAUUGUGUUCUCGGUGGGGCCCCACGAUUCGUGUGUGUUUGUGUCUGUGCGUCUAGCCAACCGCCGUGGCCUUAAGGUCAUACACGCAAAGAUGGCGGAUCCAGAUCCUGAAACCCUUCUGGAAUGGCUUAGUAGCGGCCUCGGCGAUGAACGGGAUAUGCAACUGAUCGCCCUCGAACAGCUUUGCAUGUUGCUUUUGAUGUCCGAUAAUGUUGAUCGCUGUUUUGAAAGUUGUCCACCGCGUACCUUCUUGCCUGCUCUUUGCCGCAUUUUCCUAGAUGAACAAGCCCCCGAAAACGUAUUGGAAGUCACAGCUCGCGCCAUCACAUACUACUUAGAUGUUUCAGCAGAAUGCACCCGAAGAAUUGUCGCAAUGGAUGGCGCGGUGAGAGCAAUUUGCAACCGUUUGGUCGUUGCAGAAUUAGCUUCCCGUACCAGUAAAGAUCUCGCUGAACAAUGCGUUAAAGUGCUCGAAUUAAUAUGUACACGAGAAGCGGGGGCUGUAUUUGAAGCUGGCGGACUUAGCUGUGUUUUGCCAUUCAUUCGAGAUAACGGUAAUCGUGUACACAAGGAUACCUUACAUUCUGCUAUGGCUGUCGUAUCGAGGCUUUGCACGAAAAUGGAACCCGGCGACGUUAAUUUACCGACGUGCGUUCAAGCUUUGAGCACGCUUUUAAGACACGAAGAUCAACAUGUCGCGGAUGGAGCUUUGCGUUGUUUUGCUUCAGUUGCCGAUAGAUUUACUAGAAGAGGUGUUGAUCCAGCUCCACUUGCCCAACAUGGUUUAGUUACUGAAUUAUUAACUCGCCUAUCAAAUGCCGCCGGCCCAGCUGUAGCAACAGGAACACAAGGGACACCGGGAAAGGCAACGUCAACAACGAGUACCGCAGCGAACCUUCCAAGCGAUCCAAAAGCAACCGCCUCAAGCGUUUCAACAAUAAUCAGCUUGUUAUCGACUCUAUGUCGAGGAUCUCCCUCCGUUACACACGAUUUAUUAAGAUCUGAAUUACCAGAUUCAAUAGAAAAAUCUUUAAAAGGAGACGAACGGUGUGCUUUAGAUUCAAUGAGAUUGGUCGACCUUCUUUUAGUAUUACUCUUCGAAGGAAGACGAGCUUUAGGCAAAUCCGGAUCGUCAUCCAGCUCCGGACAAUUAAUGCCUAGAAUACGGCGAAUGGAUUCGGUGGCCGAAAAAUCACACAGGCAACUCAUCGAUUGUAUUCGAUCAAAAGAUACAGACGCUUUAAUCCAGGCUAUUGAAGAUGGAGGAGUUGAGGUUAAUUUUAUGGACGAUGUAGGGCAAACGUUAUUAAAUUGGGCGUCGGCUUUUGGAACAGUUGAAAUGGUUGAGUAUCUUUGCGAUCGAGGAGCUGACGUUAAUAAAGGUCAAAGAAGUUCUUCGCUUCAUUACGCUGCGUGUUUUGGUCGACCGGCGAUUGCCAAAGUUUUACUUCGAUAUGGGGCUAAUCCAGAUCUUCGGGAUGAAGAUGGAAAAACCCCACUGGAUAAAGCAAGGGAAAGAGUUGAUGAAGGUCAUCGCGAGGUAGCUGCUAUUUUACAAUCACCCGGGGAGUGGAUGAUACCAAUUGAUAAAGAUAUUUUGAGAAAAUCUGAUAUUGAACCGGAAGAUUGUUUAGAACCGAAAGGUGAUCCGGAGAUGGCACCGAUUUAUUUAAGGAGGCUUUUGCCGGUGUUCUGUGCAACUUUUCAAGCGACCAUGCUGCCGUCAGUGAGGAAAGCCAGUCUGGGACUUAUAAAGAAGAUGAUCCACUGCAUUCAACCCAGUUUACUUGAGGAAUUAUGCUCGCCCGAGUCCAGUGCUCCAAAUUUUGGUACGCAACUCGUCGAAGUGAUCGCUACAGUAUUGGAUAAUGAGAUUACUUAUAGUUGGCCAACUCCUGCUGCCACACGCGGAGUGACACUGAGCGUGUUUGUACGCACUGUUAGGGCUACUUUUUCGCAUGACAGGCACAUAGUACACUCGUCUCAGCCCGUGACGGAAGACGAAGACGGCCAUUUAGUAGUAUUAGCGAUUAUCCAAGAUUUGAUGUUAAAAGCUCAAGACAUCUUUUUGGAUCAUUUCGCCCGUUUGGGUAUAUUCUCGAAAGUUUUAAGUCUGACUGGUCCCGCUGAUGUGUUGGAAAGCAACGAAGAAACUGAACAAGCAUCGGAACAAGAUGUGACGGAACAGUCUCAGGCGGAAGACGCGAAGGAAGUGCUGGCGGGCAAAGCGUACCACUGGAAGGAUUGGUGCGUGUGUAGGGGUCGCGAUUGUCUUUAUAUUUGGUCGGACGCGGCCGCGCUCGAACUAUCUAACGGCUCGAACGGUUGGUUUCGCUUCAUACUCGACGGCAAACUGGCCACUAUGUACAGCAGCGGUUCGCCAGAGGGUGGCGCCGACACUUCUGGCAAGGGUCGGUCCACUGAUACACAUACAACAGACGAAAACCGUGGGGAAUUCCUUGAAAAGCUUCAAAAAGCGAGAGCUGCCGUUAGAAACACCACAAAUUCUCAACCGAUUUUGUCAAAACCCGGUCAAACAAGAUUGGUCGUUGGAAAUUGGUCUUUGACGUCUCGCCGUGAUGCAGAAUUGCAUAUUCACAAUUCAGACGGUCAACAACAAGCGACAAUCUUACGAGAAGAUCUACCGGGAUUUAUUUUUGAAUCAAACAGAGGGACAAAACAUUCAUUUACGGCCGAAACAAGUUUAGGUCCCGAAUUUUCUACCGGUUGGUCAAAUAAACGUGGAAAACGUUUACGUUCUAAAAUGGAAGCUACGAAACAAAAAGUUAAAUAUCAAGCCCAAGCUAUUUAUGAUCAAUAUUUUAAAGCUGCUCAAGCACAACCUCGUGGUGUUGUUGCAAAAUUAGGAAACAUUGUAGCCCAAAUUGAAAGAGCUUGCCAAAAACAAUCGUCUUACGGAAACAAUCGAGAAGGCGGAAAUUCAUGGAAAGAAAUUUUACGGAACGCUUUGGAUGAGUUGACUCAAAUCCUUCAAGAAGACGGUGUUGUUAGUGCUUAUGAAUUGCAUUCAUCCGGUUUAGUACAAGCUUUAUUAUCGAUGUUAUCCACGAGUUAUUGGGAUCAAGGUUUGAAAUCGACGAAAACUAAUAAACACCAAAAACAAAGAGUACAAGUAUUUAAAAAAUGUUUUGAAGAUCAAAAUGAACCCGAACAUAGCCCAACAUCAAUUUUAGUACAUAAAUUGAUAUCUGUUUUAGAAAGUAUCGAAAAAUUACCAGUUUUUCUUUAUGAUACUCCAGGAACGGGUUAUAGUUUACAAAUUCUUACGAGGCGGUUACGAUUUCGGUUGGAAAAAGCACCUGGAGAAAGUUCGUUAAUCGAUCGAACGGGACGAGGUUUAAAAAUGGAACCGCUUUCAACGGUAGCCCAAUUAGAACGUUAUUUAUUAAAAAUGGUUGCAAAACAAUGGUACGAUUACGACCGGGGAACUUUUCAAUUUUUGAAAAAACUUCGAGAGUCAAAAUAUCAAAAUUUCAAACACAAUCAUGAUUUUGAUGAGAAUGGAUUGAUGUAUUUCAUUGGAACGAAUGGAAAAACUUGUUCCGAAUGGGUCAAUCCCGCUCAAUAUGGUUUAGUUGUCGUUACAAGUUCCGAUGGAAGAAAUUUACCAUAUGGAAGAGUUGAAGAUAUCUUAUCCCGAGAUACCUCCGCUUUAAACUGUCACACAAACGAUGAUAAACGGUCUUGGUUUAGCAUCGAUUUAGGAUUAUUCAUUAUCCCUAGCGCUUACACUUUACGCCACGCUCGAGGAUAUGGGAGAUCGGCGCUUAGAAAUUGGUUAUUUCAAAUGUCACGAGAUGGCGUUACAUGGACUACUUUAUACACACAUACGGAUGAUACAAGCUUAAACGAACCUGGUUCUACGAGUACUUGGCCUAUUGAAACAACAGCCGAUGAAUAUCAAGGUUGGAGACAUAUUCGCAUUCAACAAUGUGGAAAGAACGCCUCUGGACAAACACAUUAUCUUAGUUUAUCUGGUUUUGAAAUUUAUGGGCAAGUUACGAGUGUUUGUGAUGAUUUGGGUAAAGCCGCAAAAGAAGCUGACGCGAUUUUAAAGAAACAAAGAAAACUUUUAAAAGCUCAAAUGUUAAAACACAUCACCGUUGGAGCGAGAGUUGUUCGUGGAAUGGAUUGGAAAUGGCGAGAUCAAGAUGGGAACCCACCAGGAGAAGGUACAGUCACGGGAGAACUUCAUAGCGGUUGGAUCGAUGUAACUUGGGAUCAUGGAGGUUCAAAUUCGUAUCGAAUGGGAGCUGAAGGAAAAUACGAUUUAAAGUUAGCUCCGGGAUUCGAUACAGAUCAUUGCCAAAAAUUUAAAUUCAAAGAUAAAGCUGAUAAACAGUCUGUUCUAACGAGUCGAAAAAGUUCGUCAACGCCUAGUUUACCGGAAGCAACAGACACGAAAGCUUCCGUUGCUUCAACAGAACAAGCAGCCUCCGCUGAUAAUUUAGCAGCGAAACAAGCAGCUGAAACCAUCGCAGAAUCUGUCCUCAGCGUAGCUCGUGCAGAAGCGAUCGUUGCUGUUACAUCUGAAUCUCAAGCGGCGAAUAAUGAUUCUGAAUUAUCAGUUGUUGUGCAUCCAUUAAGAGAUCCUCAUCAUGAUUUAUCGGCGAUAAAUAAUUCAAUUUCAAGCGAUUUAGCAACGAUUGUUGAAACAUUAACUCUAUCAGAAACGAAACCUGCUAACUUUACAUAUGCGAGGAGGCAACAAAGUUGUACUGAAGACACACCGAAUACUUCAGAUCAACACAAAGCUAAUUUAGUUAGCAGUAAUUCUUCUUCGAACUUGAAUAAACCAAUUCAUGCAAGUAGAAGUAAAACAAGUCAAGUUGCCGCCGCUGCGGCUCAAUCUUUUGUAGAGGCUUUGGAUAAAAUCCGAGAAGGAUCGGAUAUUUUUAGGAAUAAUGCCAACAGUUUAUUAUCAGACCUUCUAGGAGUCCGGAUUUCCGUGACAGGUAACCAGGAGCCGACCGACGAAGACGGUUCAAAGAAAUUGAAAAACGACACGACCGCCGCCCCCACAACGACUACAGCUCGAGCUCAAAGCGUCGACAAAGACGACACUGUAACGAAUAAUGCUCGCAACAACAGCAGCAACAAUUGUCCGAUCGUCGUCACGAAUCCGAUGAGCGUAAGUGUACCUAACCUUACAUCGUCCGAAGCCGGAAAUCAAAUCGAACCUUCAUCGGCCGCCGGCCUUCUUGAAACGUUUGCCGCUCUCGCUCGAAGACGCACCUUGGGUAGCGUUUCAACAACAGCAAAUCCAUCGAAUACAACCGGAAAUAAUACUUCGACGGGCGGAAUUACUACUUCGACGAUUCAAAAUAAUACGAAUUCUAGUAUUUAUCCGAGAGGGCCUAAUUCUGUUUCUAGUUUGGUUCGUUUAGCUUUGAGUAGUAAUUUUCCGGGUGGUUUAUUGAGUACUGCUCAAAGUUAUCCUAGUUUAUCAUCUAGUAAUAAUGCUACUAAUCAAUCUUGUGGUAUUCCUACAACUGCCGGAGCUGCUCAAGGAUUGAGUCAAGCGUUAACUAUGAGUUUAACUUCAACUAGUAGUGAUAGUGAACAGGUUUCCUUAGAAGACUUUUUAGAAUCAUGCCGAGCUCCAACUCUUCUAGCCGAACUUGACGAUGACGAAGAUAUGGGUGAAGAUGACGAGAACGACGACGAAGAAAAUGAGGACGAUGUCGAAUACGAAGAGGUGAUGGUCUCGAGGAAUUUGCUCUCAUUCAUGGACGAAGAAGUCUACGAGCCGCGUCCUAGUAAAAGACGUUCUUGGGACGACGAGUACGUUCUUAAAAGACAAUUUUCGGCUCUCAUCCCAGCGUUUGAUCCGAGACCGGGUCGAACUAACGUAAAUCAAACGACUGAUUUGGAGAUUCCACCUCCGGGACAAGAAGAGGGUGGUUCUUCGUCUGACCACGAAUUGUUACCGCAACCCAGAUUACAAUUGGUCUUGCGCGGCCCGAAUUUACCCGGAAUUCCUGAUGUUGAAAUUGAAUUAAACGAGCCUACUUGGACUAUAUUUAGGGCUGUGCAAGAAUUGGUGCAGUUAACAGAACUUGGUAGUCGACAGGAGAAAUUAAGAAGAAUUUGGGAGCCAACUUAUAUAAUUGUAUAUAGAGAAGUAAAAGACGAUGGAACAACGGAAGACGAAGGUCGUUCAACGCCAGUAGUAACCUUAUUUUCGCGUAGUGGAAGUAGUUCGGUAGCAGGAACAACGCUAUCACCAAGUACACCCGUCCCAGGAACACCAUCAGUUUCAACUUGUACAGUCGAAGACGUCCUUCAACUUUUAAGACAUUUAUUCGUUAUUACAACAACAAAAGAAAACGUUCCUUACCCCGAUUUCAAUCAAAUUCUAGGCGAAGAAAACGUUACCGUUUCUCCCGAAGAAUUCACCAGCAAAAAAAUUACCAACAAAUUAUUACAACAAAUUCAAGAUCCCCUUGUUUUAUCAAGUUCUAGUUUACCGACAUGGUGCGAAGAAUUAAAUCAUUCAUGUCCAUUUUUAUUCCCAUUCGAAACAAGACAAUUAUAUUUUAAUUGUACCGCUUUUGGAGCCUCUAGAAGUAUAGUUUGGUUACAAACGCAACGUGAUGUUACAAUUGAACGCCAAAGGACUCCUGGGUUAUCACCACGUCGUGAUGAUCCACACGAAUUUCGGGUUGGUAGAUUAAAACAUGAAAGAGUUAAAGUUCCAAGAGGUGAACAACUAUUAGAUUGGGCAAUGCAAGUGAUGAGACUUCAUUGUGACCGAAAGUCGAUAUUAGAAGUUGAAUUUCAAGGAGAAGAAGGUACAGGGCUUGGUCCAACUCUUGAAUUUUAUGCACUCGUUGCUGCUGAAUUACAAAGACGUGAUUUAUGUAUGUGGAUUUGCGAUGAUGAUGAUGAGGAAUCGUCAGAAGAAGAAUCAUUAGAUGAUGACGGUUUUGAUUUGGGCGAAGGUUUAAAACCACCAGGGUAUUAUGUGAGGAGAAAUACAGGAUUGUUUCCGGCUCCAUUACCACAAAAUUCCGAAGUAUGUGAUAAAGCGGUUAAUUAUUUUUGGUUUUUGGGUGUAUUCCUCGCUAAAGUAUUACAAGAUAGUAGAUUGGUUGAUUUACCAUUAUCAAAAAGUUUUCUUAAAUUAAUGUGUCACGGCGAAAUACAAAACACCGUACAUGAAAGGAUAGGAUUUGCUGGAUUAAAAAAGUCAAAUGAUGAAGAUAUAAUGACUUCAAGUUUAAUUUCUGAAGAAAGUGAAAAAGAAUUAGAAUUUGAUCCACCAAAAAUGAUUUAUUCCGAUGAAAAACGACCUUGGUAUUCAGGAAUUUUAAAUCAAGAUGAUUUGCACGACAUCGAUCCAAUUCGGGCAACUUUUUAUAAACAAAUACAAGAAUUAGUUAAACAAAAGCAAAGAAUAAUGCAAGACCAUAACUUAACUGGUGAAGCGAAACAACACCAAAUACAAAAUUUGUGUCUUAAUCAUCAUUCUUCGGGGGCAGUUUUAUUGGAAGAUUUGGCUUUAACGUUUAGUUAUUCUCCAAGUUCGAAUGUAUUUGGAUUUUCGGCGGUCGAACUUGUUCCGAACGGGGCUGAUAUUGAAGUUAAUAUUGAGAAUGUCGAGGAGUACGCGGAAUUGACGAGCGAUUUUACUUUGGAUAAAGGAAUUGCGAGACAAUUAGAAGCAUUUUAUAAGGGAUUUUCAAUGGUGUUUCCGAUGGAAAAAUUGGCCGCUUUUAGUCCGGAUGAAAUGAGGGUUAUGUUGUGUGGUGAUCAAAAUCCUCAAUGGACACGGGAGGAUUUGUUAAAUUAUACGGAACCUAAAUUAGGUUAUACUAAAGAUAGUCCUGGCUUCUUAAGAUUUGUAAAUGUACUCUUGGAAAUGUCACCCGAAGAACGAAAAGCAUUUCUACAAUUUACAACCGGUUGUAGUUCAUUACCACCGGGUGGUUUAGCUAAUUUGUAUCCGCGAUUGACGGUGGUGAGAAAAGUGGAUGCCGGAGAAGGUUCCUAUCCUUCAGUAAACACAUGCGUUCAUUAUUUAAAAUUGCCGGAUUAUCCAACGGAGGAAAUUUUGCGACAGAGGUUGCUAGCGGCGACCAAGGAGAAGGGAUUCCAUUUGAAUUAAAAAAAAUGUGCGCGUUGCAAGGAGAGUAAAGGAAACCGAAUCGAAACUUUCGUUUCUAAUUCCUCAUAUUGAUUUUGAUAUAAUAUUGUUUUUUUUUUAUGGAUUGUGUUGUAAUUUUUCUAAAAAUGGAGAAGUGUAAAAAAAAUUAAAUUUUUCUAGAAAAAUUAAUUUCACUCGGGGUGAGAGUUUAAAAUUAAAAUGAUUUGUGAAGCGAAUGGAGGAUGGAGAUAUCAAACGAUCACACCGUUAUUAGUAAAAUUUAGUGAUAAUUUUAGAAUAUAAUUAAUUCUCACCAAAUCUACUUUUCAUUUUUAUUAUGUUUUAUUUUCUAUAUUUACGUGAUUGUUAUGUGAUCAUUUGCAAUGUAGAGUGAAUAUAAUUAGUGCACAUGGGUAUUUAUGGUUUAGUCUUAAUGUCUCUUUUUCCCUCUUUGCUUUGCAAACUAAUAUAUUGUAGAAAAAUUAUAUAUCUGUAUGUAUUUGAUGUUAAGAUAUACAAUGUUAUCAUAAUACACAUAAAAAAAUAAAUCAAUUCUAAAUA